This is a messenger RNA of Cuscuta campestris, 1647 nucleotides long. The record is from the annotation of a GenBank genome assembly. NCBI's taxonomy places the organism in Eukaryota, Viridiplantae, Streptophyta, Magnoliopsida, Solanales, Convolvulaceae.
CAUCCCUAGCCUCUUUCCCAGAACUCGACUCCACCCUAGGUGAAUCCAUAAGGGAAGAAAUCAAAUACCGGAACCAGAACCAUCUUUCCAACUAGCAAGGACUUGAUUGAUGCUGUUGCAAAGGAGAGGCCUUGCGAUUCCCCGACCUACGUUCCUGGCGGCAAGAAGUAUCCAAUAACAAAAUGAGAAUCUAAAGCCAAUAACUCUCCGCACGCGGCCCCGAUCUUCAUCCCUUUCCUUCGCUCUGCGCCGCUCGUACGCCGGAGGGAAUGACGUCGCCCGGCGCGGGGUCAUCGGGACGGAUGCCGACGUGGAAGGAGAGAGAGAACAACAAGCGGAGAGAGAGGAAGCGGCGAGCCAUAGCCGCCAAGAUUUUCACCGGCCUCCGAGCUCAGGGUAACUUCGAACUCCCUAAGCACUGCGACAACAACGAGGUCUUGAAGGCUCUGUGCAGAGAAGCUGGUUGGGUUGUUGAUGAAGAUGGAACUACCUAUCGCAAGGGGUGUAGACCAUCUCCAACUGAGAUUAUGGGAAUUUCGGCAAACAUAAGCGAGUGCUCUUCUAUCCAGCCAAGCCCAAUGUCAUCAGCCUUUCCCAGUCCGAUACCUUCAUACCAUGCCAGCCCAAAUCGGAGCCCUUCACGAGGAGGUGAUGCCAAUGCCCCAUCUUACAUCCUACCUUUCCUCCAUAACCUGACACCGGUUCCAUCUUCUUUUCCUUCUCUGCGUAUAUCCAACAGUGCCCCUGUAACUCCUCCUAUAUCAUCUCCCACCAAAGGUUCAAAGCGGAAACCCUUAUUGGAGUCCCUCACCAACAGUUCACUCUAUGGUUCCCACCAUGCUUUCUUUACCUGUUCUGCACCAUCAAGUCCUACAAGACGCCAGCAUUGUAAACCUGCUACAAUUCCAGAAUGUGACGAGUCUGAUGUCUCAACAGAUUCAGUUCGUUGGGCCACCUCCCAGACAGGGGUUCCCUUUGUGGCCCCCACUUCUCCUACUUUUAACCUUGUACAACCAUUCUCUCAGCAGAUCAUUCCCCUAACCACGGUUAGUGGAGUUGGUGAUUUUGAUUGGGCUGGAGCAGCUAAAAAGGCACGAUGUGCUGAAUUUGAUUUUGAAAACGGGAGAGUGAAGGCGUGGGAGGGUGAGAAGAUACAUGAUAUUGGUAUGGAUGGUUUAGAGCUUACUCUUGGGAGUGGUAAAGCUCCAGCUUAAGCCUCGUUUAAUAUGAUGGUGGGGUUUAUGCCCUAGCAUUGGAGACCUAACUGUUAGCAUGAAGGUCUUAUUUUUAGUGCAGCAUACUUGACCAUCACUAUUGAACCCACUGGUUGUUACUUCCACUUCUUAUGUGGUCUAAGAUGUACUUUUAUGCAUCCGCUCAGUUGCACGGUAAUACAUUUACUGUGCUGAGAGGCUCUCUAUGUGACCUAAAUGGUUGCUUAUGAAUGAAUGAAAUGUGAUGCUAGUGGCAUUGGACUACAUCCUCUUCAUAUUUUUAGUUGCUUGAAGGCCUUUAGGCUGUAUGUGGCUCACUUUCAAGUGGCCUUUGUCAAGAUUGUUUCUUUAUGCCUUGUUGACAUUUGUAAAUUGUAAUGAGACGUAGAACUACUGAUGCUUUGCUGAUAGUUUUCCUCGGAGAACCAACUCU